GAUAUAUUUGAUUUAUGGGCUACCGUGGAAGAAAGGGAACAUUCUUUAUGUCACGACAAGAUAUUUCCCAGGCUUGUUGCUCUGUUUAUCCAUAGGCAGUGAGUCCAAAUAACAUACUCUAUCGUCAACUCCCAGCUAAGCAGGAUAUGGAAGUGAAUCAUCUCCAGAAUGAACAUUUUGUGACUUGUAAAUCUCUACAUUCAGUGUGGUAUGGUGCUGCUUCGCUCUCCAUGGCUUGUGCAGAAGGUAUCUUCACCCUUCGCACCUAUGUAUUAUGGGGACGGAAGAAAUUCAUUAUGGGCCUUAUAUUGUCGACGAUACUUUGCCUGGUGAUGUUGGAUGUGGUAAUGACCACAGCAAUCUCGAAUCGGUUGGAACUCCUACUAUGGGGCGCGGGUUGGGGUUGCUACUCACCGUCACGCAACAAAAUGGCUGCAGCUCCUUGGUCACUUCUGGUAGCAUUCGAGCUGGAGAUCAUAAUACUCACCAUGAUUCGUGUAUAUUCAGCGUACCGUGAAAGAGGAUGUCUGCUGCUUGAUAUCCUUCUGCAACACAACAUUUUUUACUUCGGAACUGGGUUAACACUAUCGGUGCUCAAUAUUCUAACCAUCGUAUACCUACCGUAUAUUUCAGAUCUUUUUGGGACGUUUCAAAUCAUCAUGCAUUCAAUCGUCGUUACUCCCUGGGAUAAUACUACACUCUCAGUGGACACACGUUGAACUUGAGACGUGUUCGCACUCGAAUGCAUGAUAUUGUUAAUGCGGCAAGGACUGCCCUACGGGGUUCACUUCCCCGAGUGGAAGCUAUUAUUGUGAAACAGUCGUAAUAUAGAAAGCAAGACAUUCGCACUUUCAUAUGAUGAAUCGAAUUUGCAUGUUCAAGUUGCGCUCAGGUUUUC
Suillus paluster is the source of this 898-nucleotide messenger RNA. RefSeq lists its product as uncharacterized. Lineage: Eukaryota; Fungi; Basidiomycota; Agaricomycetes; Boletales; Suillaceae. The coding region runs from base 147 to 719 and encodes 190 amino acids. The record is from RefSeq and is a predicted model, not a curated record. The transcript has 11 exons.